UUAAGAGUACGUAAGUACUGCCUUUAAAUAAAAAAGGAAAAAAGGAAAAGAAAAGUAAAAAGUAGAAUCCAUUACUAAAAACCUAAUUGUAAUAAAUAUAUGAAGAUGUGUUAUAGAUGAAUGUAUCUACACAUAACAAAGCGUUUCAAAUUGUAGUAUCUACAUUACCUUACAAAUUAUAUAUAAAUGGUCAAAGGCCCUAAAGUUGACGGGGAAAAACCUAGCCUUUGUAUUCGUUAUGACUUAAUAACUGCUGAGAAAGCCACGUUACUGUACGUUUCUUUUGACCCAUAUUAACAAAACGUUACAUUAUCAGUGCUGGCUGUGCGCUUAACCUCCUUCACUCUCUACAUUCAUUGUCUUGGCCAUGUAUAACAUCAGAAUUGCAGAACAUUUUCACUCUGCAUUCCAUCUCUCUCUCUCCCGCAAUGGCUGGUCUCAGAUCAGAACCUUUCCUUGUAUUAUAUGUAAUCAUGUCAGUCAUGGUACUGGUGUUGAUUCAGUUCUUUGGCUUGACAUAUGGCUGCUCCUCUACUUGCCCGCCAUCAGCAUGCCCAGAUAGUAGUGGUGUAAAAUACCAAGUUAGCUCGAUCUGGUCCAUUCCACCAUUCCCAACUUAUUACUCCAACUGGUCCCUCUCCCAUUUCUUCCGGACCGGCGACUUUCUCAGUUUUGACUUUGAGACCGGACAUAACGACGUGAUUCAAGUGUCGAGACAAGAGUACGAGAGUUGCACCGCCUGCAACCCCUUAAGGGUCAUCAACAUUGGUCCCGCAAUCGUACCAUUGGCCGAGAAAGGUGUCUUCUAUUUCAUCAGCAACUUCUCAAACUACUGCGGUCUUGGGCUGAAGGUUUCAGUCUGGGUGCACGGCUGCUCCGAAGGAUUGCAGCCAACUCCAUCGCCGUCUCCGUCACCUUCCCCACUUCGAGUUCCUCCAUCUUCAUCGCCCGCACCAACUCCACGUACGAGGAAUGGAUCCAAUUCUCCGGCUCCAACCCCAGCACCGUCUCCUGAUGAUGGCUAUCCUCCAGAAGCUGGCGCUCCCAAUGCAAAGUCUAUGGCUAUCCGUGUUGGUUCUUCUGAAAUCCUGAUCUUUCACUGGGCUUUUGACAUUUGUUUGGUGGUAUUUGUCAUUCUUGGAUCGAUGAUCUAGCUAGGAAAUUCAUUUAAUUUUCAUUAUGGGCGAUAAUAAAUAUUAUUUAAGCUAUCUAGCUUCAUGCAGCAGCACUUGAAAUUUGAUUUUUUUUUCUUUUUUUGGGACGUGACUACUUUUAUUCAUUCAACUUGCAUUCUUAGAAUUAUCAUGCAUGUGAUCGUCAAUUGUUCUACUUUAAUUUGGAUUUAUAAUUUGAAGAUCUUUCAUCAAUAAAUUUACGUUAAUUUUCAGCUUUUUCCCACCUCGUACGUCGUUCGUAUAAGAUCAAACUUCAAUGAUAUUUUUAUGAGUCAGUAACUUAUUUUCCUUUCAU
Messenger RNA from Carya illinoinensis, 1470 nucleotides. RefSeq names its product early nodulin-like protein 1. Lineage: Eukaryota; Viridiplantae; Streptophyta; Magnoliopsida; Fagales; Juglandaceae. The transcript has 2 exons. The record is from RefSeq and is a predicted model, not a curated record. Bases 429 to 1154 code for a protein of 241 amino acids. Gene Ontology annotation, cellular component: plasma membrane. Gene Ontology annotation, molecular function: electron transfer activity.